AUCAUGGAAAAGACCGACGACUCGCGCAUCAACUUGAGCCUUCACGACACCAACCACGCCUUCACCAACUUGAGCCCUCACGACACCAACCACGCCCGCUGCCUUCACAGGCACAGCCGCACCCGCACAGCACAACAUCCUAUUUAAAUCCCUUGUUGCCGCUCGUUUCAGCCAGCAACACAAGUAACAGCAGCCCGAUCUUGCAUCAGCUAGCUAACUAAGCAAGUAAGCUAAGCUAGCCCUAGGCAACGAGCCGAGCCGUCAAGCUCAUCGCAGACCACGAGCCAUGGCCUCCACCAACAGCUGGACUGUUGAGAUCGCCUCGCCUGUCGCCGCGCCGCGCCUCUUCCGCGCCGCCGUGAUGGACUGGCACACCCUGGCCCCCAAGGUCACCUCCCACGUCGUCGCCAGCGCCCACCCCGUGGAGGGCGAGGGCGGCGUCGGCAGCGUCAGGCAGUUCAACUUCACCUCAGCCAUGCCGUUCGGCUUCGUGAAGGAGAGGCUCGAGUUCCUGGACGUGGACAAGUGCGAGUGCAAGUCCACGCUCGUCGAGGGCGGCGGCAUCGGCGUGGCCAUCGAGACCGCGGCGUCGCACGUCAAGGUGGAGUCCGCGGCGGGCGGCGGCUGCGUGGUGAAGGUGGACUCGACGUACAAGCUGUUGCCCGGCGUGGAGGUGCAGGACGAGAUCACUAAAGCCAAGGAGUCGGUCACCAACAUCUUCAAGGCUGCCGAGGCCUACCUCGUCGCCAACCCGGAAGCCUACAACUAGACCAUGCAUGCGAUCGGUCGAUCGGGAACGGAUUUCUUCCUUGCCUUUUGUGUUUUCUACGGCUAAAAUAAAACUUGUCUAAGGUGUGUACGAACGUCGGAGAGCGCCGAGCAGAGUAUGCAUGCAAUUGACAAGUCCCAAAUGUGUGUGGGUGUGUUUUGUAAGCUGGAUUUAUUGUGAGUUGAUACUACCAUGCUUAUGCUUAAAUAAGUACCGUUGUGAUACA
Messenger RNA from Zea mays, 995 nucleotides. Its product is annotated as pathogenesis-related protein 1. The coding region runs from base 287 to 769 and encodes 160 amino acids. The transcript has 2 exons. Gene Ontology annotation, cellular component: cytoplasm; nucleus. The record is from RefSeq and is a predicted model, not a curated record. Gene Ontology annotation, biological process: abscisic acid-activated signaling pathway; defense response. Gene Ontology annotation, molecular function: abscisic acid binding; protein phosphatase inhibitor activity; signaling receptor activity. NCBI's taxonomy places the organism in Eukaryota, Viridiplantae, Streptophyta, Magnoliopsida, Poales, Poaceae.